AUGUCAAGUGCUUCAGGCCCUAAACCAUUCAGAUUUCUUCAAGUGUGGAAUACUCAACCUGCAAUUUCUCAAGUGGUGGAAGAGGCUUGGAAGAGGAAAGUUAAAGGAGAACCAAUUCAAAUUUUGUGGCAAAAAUUGAAGAUCACAAAGGCUGCAGUUAAAAAUUGGAAUACAAUGAAGUUUGGUUCUGUGUUUGAGGGUGUUUGCAAAGCUAGAAGUAAUCUUGAGGCCUGCCAAAUGGAAGUUCAGCAAAAUCCAAUGGAUGUUGAGAGUAUCCAGAAGGAAUUCAAUGCUAGGAUGGAAUUUGAAUCUGCUUUAACCAAUGAGGCUGUGAUCCUUGCUCAGAAGGCUAGAAUUAAAUGGGUUAAAGACCUUGACAGAAAUUCAAAGUUCUUUUACCAAAAGAUCAAGCAACAUAGAGCAUGUAAUAAUAUCACAGUGUUGGAGGAUGGGGAUGGAGUAAUCACUCAUGACUCAAAUAUUAUUCAGGAGAGGUUGAUUGACUAUUUUAGGGAGCUAUUUACAGAACAUGAUUGCGCUGAUAUCCAUGUAUCAAAAAAUUUUAUUAGGAAGAAACUAUCAGUGGAAGAUGCUACUGCCCUUGAGGUUCCUAUCACUAGGUUGGAGGUCAAGCAAAUUGUAUUUGGCAUGGGAGCUGAUAGAGCCCCUAGACCUGAUGGGUUUACAUGA
Messenger RNA from Cornus florida, 690 nucleotides. RefSeq lists its product as uncharacterized. Lineage: Eukaryota; Viridiplantae; Streptophyta; Magnoliopsida; Cornales; Cornaceae. The coding region runs from base 1 to 690 and encodes 229 amino acids. The record is from RefSeq and is a predicted model, not a curated record. The transcript has a single exon.